Messenger RNA from Peromyscus californicus insignis, 4557 nucleotides. It is a transcript of the gene Mtmr12, whose product is annotated as myotubularin related protein 12. The record is from RefSeq and is a predicted model, not a curated record. The transcript is spliced from 16 exons. Bases 151 to 2391 code for a protein of 746 amino acids. NCBI's taxonomy places the organism in Eukaryota, Metazoa, Chordata, Mammalia, Rodentia, Cricetidae.
GGAGCCGGAUGCGGGCGGUACCGCGGCCGCCGCGGCCCUAGGGAUGGGCGGAGCCCCGGCCGCUGGUGCUGGUGGCCGCCGCCGCUGCCGGAGCCCGAGCCUGAGCCGCCGCCUCUGCUGCCGCGCGUCGCUGCUUCGCAAGGCGGGGGAAUGCUGGGGAAAGGGGGAGUCGGCGGUGGCGGCGGCACCAAGGCGCCCAAGCCUUCCUUCGUAUCGUACGUGCGCCCUGAGGAAAUUCACACAACUGAAAAGGAAUUAACGCAGAAGGAAGUCUCUCUUCACUUGUUGCCAGGUGAACAACUGCUCUGUGAAGCCAGCAUAGUCAUGAAGUACGUCCAGGAAGACUCCUGUCUGAGUGGCGUCUACGGGAGACUGGUCUGCACUGACUUCAAGAUCGCCUUCUUGGGGGAUGAGGACUCCGCCCUGGACAACGGUGGUGAAACUCAGUUUAAGAAUAAGAUUGUGGGAGCAAAUGAUGUUCCACUUCACUGUGUGGAUCAGAUUUAUGGAGUGUUUGAUGAGAAAAAGAAACCUCUGUUUGGACAACUGAAGAAAUACCCCGAGAAGCUUGUUAUCCACUGCAAAGAUCUGCGGGUGCUACACUUUUGUCUGAGGUACACAAAGGAAGAGGAAGUCAAAAGGAUUGUCAGUGGCAUAAUCCAUCACACCCAAGCUCCUAAACUGCUGAAAAGACUGUUUCUGUUUUCCUAUGCAGCUGCUGUGCACAGCACAGCCAUUGAUCCCAAGAACCAUACUGUAAUGUUUGACACACCUAAAGACUGGUGUUGGGAGCUGGAGCGGACCAAGGGUAGUGUGAAGUACAAAACAGUGAAUGUGAAUGAAGGCUACAGAAUCUGUGACAGGCUGCCAGCAUACUUUGUUGUCCCCACUCCCCUUCUUGAAGAGGAUGUGAAGCGUUUUCAGGGCCAUGGCAUACCAAUCUGGUGUUGGUCUUGCCACAAUGGAAGCGCCCUUUUGAAAAUGUCAGCACUGCCCAAAGAACAGGAUGAUGGUGCUCUGCAAAUCCAGAAGAGCUUCUUGGAUGGAAUUUACAAGACCAUCCACAGGCCACCUUACGAAAUUGUUAAAACUGAAGACUUAUCAAGCAACUUCCUGUCGCUGCAGGAAAUCCAGAAUGCAUACUGCAAAUUUAAGCAGCUGUUUCUGAUAGAUAACAGUACGGAAUUUUGGGACACAGAUAUAAAGUGGUUUUCUCUCUUAGAAAGCAGCAGCUGGCUUGAUAUAAUCAGACGCUGCCUGAAGAAAGCGAUAGAGAUUACGGAAUGCCUGGAAGCACAGAACACGAAUGUUCUCCUCUUGGAAGAGAACGCAUCUGAUCUCUGCUGCCUCCUCUCCUCUCUGGUGCAAGUGAUGAUGGACCCCCACUAUCGAACCAGGACUGGGUUCCAGAGCCUCAUUCAAAAGGAGUGGGUCAUGGGUUGCCACUCUUUCUUGGAUCGCUGUAAUCAUCUCCGCCAGAGCGACAAAGAGGAGGUCCCUGUGUUCCUGCUUUUCUUAGAUUGUGUAUGGCAGCUGGUGCACCAGCACCCCCCAGCAUUUGAGUUCACAGAGACUUUCCUGACUGUUUUAUCCGAUAGCUUAUAUAUACCUAUUUUCAGCACCUUCUUCUUCAAUUCGCCUCAUCAAAAAGACACUAACAUGGGUAGGGAAAGCCUGGAUACACAAAGCAAGCCUUUGACUCUGCUCACCGUGUGGGAUUGGUCAGUACAGUUUGAACCCAAAGCACAGACAUUGCUCAGAAACCCUCUCUAUGUGGAAAAGCCAAAAUUGGAUAAAGGCCAGCGGAAAGGAUCACGUUUCAAACAUCAACGACAACUUUCUUUGCCACUUACCCAGUCUAAGUCAUCUCCCAAAAGAGGAUUUUUCAGGGAAGAAACAGAUCAUUUAAUCAAAAACCUAGGGAAGAGAAUUAGCAAGCUUAUUAGCUCUUCGGAUGAGUUCCAGGACAACUCUCGAGAGUUCUAUGACAGCUGGCAUAGUAAGCCCACAGACUACCAUGGCUUGUUACUGCCUCACAUCGAGGGGCCCGAAAUCAAGGUGUGGGCCCAGCGCUACUUACGUUGGAUUCCAGAAGCCCAGAUCCUGGGUGGUGGCAGAGUGGCCGCCAUGAGCAAACUCUUGGAGAUGAUGGAGGAAGUGCAGAGCUUACAGGAGAAAAUCGACGCCAAGCACCACAGGCCGGAGGCUGUCCACACGCAGGCCCCCAGCCUGCUGAGGAACUCUGCCCGCCUCUCCUCCCUGUUCCCUUUUGCGCUGCUCCAGCGACAUUCAUCCAAGCCUGUCCUACCCACCAGUGGCUGGAAAGCUUUGGGAGGGGAAGACGACCUGGCCAAACGAGAAGACGAGUUUGUGGACCUCGGGGACGUAUGACCUGUCUCCUCAGGGACUGUGAAAGAGGCCCACCUGAGGGGAGGACAGUUGUUCCCUGGACUGGUGUCUCGGUGUUAGUCCAGUGCUGUGUAGGAGAAAGUGGAGGCUUUCGGGAAGAGAGCUGGUUCUCCUUUUCUUUCCAAGUCCUGAACGAUGAUGCAAUUAAAGCCGUGCCUCUAGUGUUUAUAGGAAGGAGUUCCUACCUGACCUGUCAUAGGAUUGGGGUCGCUUCCCGACGCCUGUAUAAUAUGUACACAAAAUACCUCACGGCCAGGUCGCUGUGAGAGCUUCCUCCUCCUGUCUUUUCUGUGCCAAGAUAACUAUGUAGCCAUUGGGAACAAGAGCAAGGUCAGCUUUACGUGGUGUCUGUAAAUGGAGAGACAGGGGUAUUAAGCUGUGUGCUUUGACUUACACCGUAGCGUAUUCCAGCACCUCUCCCCCCCCCCCCCCAUAGAAAAGCUGGAAAAUUCCACUGGUGUCAUUCCUCCUGACAUUCACUUCCUUCUUCCCGGACUGUAACAAGGCGCGGUGGUGGCAGCCGCCUCCCCUCUUCCUUUGCUGCCAUUCCCAUCUUGCUUCUUCCUGCUCCAUGCCGUCUGCACUGCCCACCGUGGUGCAGACUGUCCCAGUGUCUCGCUGCUGACCUAUGGAGUGAACUGGGGAACCCCUCUGUCUUCCAAGGGGAGCUUCUGUUCCCUGGAUCCCCUCAUUUUGAGCAUGCAUUUGGCCUUCUGCUUUUGUACGGAGGCUCACAGCACCUGGACUGUGCCUCUCUGCAACCCCCCAGCUGCUCCCCUCGCCUCCCCAUUACUGUCAUAGAUGCUGGGGUAGGCAGCUCACUCUCGAAUGUGGCUUUCACGGGAAAGCAAUCCUAAGUGUCAGACGCAAUUAUCACGGGAUGCCUCAGUGAUUUAAAAAGCCAUAAAAGAAACUCAGCUCUGCCUGGUCACCUUGGAUCUGCUGUCUUAAAGAUAUAUAUUUUUUUAGAGGUUGAAAGUAUACUUUAUAAGGAUCACAUCAUUCUCAACGGAACCCUGUCCAAUCCCACAAAAGGCAUGGUGCAUGGAGAGUGGGAGGGGGCAAAGGACCUCAUUGGAGAACGUCUCAAGUGUUUGCCGUUUAUCUACAUUUGCUGUUGAGGAGAGAUCUUGUUGAGGAAAUCUUUCUGUUGCUCACGGGCAAUAAGGCAUUUUGAAACUUCACAAAGAGUUCUUUCUGAUUUGCACUGAAUCAUCUUUUGUACAUAAUGAUCAUUUUUCCUCUUCUCCCCUCCACACUGAGGCACAAGCCAGGUUGGUGUGUUGGGACGGCAUGUUGAGGGGAGGUCAGGAUUUGUGUUUCUAGGGCCAAAUGCACUCAGUCUUGGUUGCCUUAAGACCCUUCAGGCCAGGUCCGUGCUAGGCUUGUGUAGGGAAUUUGAAAACAUACAAGUUCCUUAGCUACCUUCACUUGCAUUCUUGGAGCUUUCUAAACUGUCAGUAACCUCCACUUCCUCUCUGUCUACUUCUCAAAUACUCAGCAGAGAUAACUAUUUUUGUUACCAUAUUAUAACAUGAAUAUUUAUAUGGUAGCCUCUACAGUCUUAAUGAUUUCCUUUCCAAAAAUGCCUCAUGUGAUGUUGUAUACUUCACAAGGUAUGGUUUAAAGGCACAGGGUCAUGACCCUUGUUAUAGCAGUUGAAUGUGCAUUGAAAUAUUUUUCUAUUUUUUUUUAAAUCACAAUAGAAAAAAGUAAGCAAGCUGUUGUAACCUGUAUGGUCAUGACAGUUUAUGUAUUUAUAUUUGAAAACCAGAUUUCUAUAACUUGUAUUUGUGUAUAGAACUUUCCAUGGGUUUAUAUAUUGUGAAUUUUUAUUCAAGAUUGAGAUGUGGAUUAUGCUUAACAUUAAAAGAUAAAAUAAGAGCAUUUGUUUAAAAUGCACUGUGCAAGUUUGGAAGUGGAUGUUAAUAACUUACUGUAUAUAAUACCUGGCGUUUGUUUAUACCUCCAAGUUUUUACACUGAAGAUAAACUAGCUUUAAUUAAAUUCAAAAAUGUUAAGAGAAUUAAUCAACUGUUAGGCUGAGUCAGUGCAAAUGUGCCGUUUAUUUCUGGUGUUAAUGAAAGUUAUGCUCAUGCCUCACUGCACUGUAGCCGACUGCAGAGAUUAAAGCACGACUCGGAAGCA